Molecule: messenger RNA, 2435 nt
Organism: Oncorhynchus mykiss (rainbow trout)
Lineage: Eukaryota; Metazoa; Chordata; Actinopteri; Salmoniformes; Salmonidae
Product: sorting nexin-24
Molecular function (GO): phosphatidylinositol phosphate binding
Source: RefSeq, a predicted model, not a curated record
GAUUAAUGAGGCUCGCGGUCGUAAUACCUCUCCACCCAAGUAGAGAGCAGCAGUGUGACUUUAUUGUACUUCCAUACGCUACAGUCAAAACAAGAAGAAGAAUCAAUUUCAGCGAAAUGUAACUAGCUAGCUAGCUGGCUCACAAAACCUCCAUAUGUGUUUGCAAGUUCAUAUAUAUCUCGGGGCUUCAUGCAUUUAGUGUUGGAGUUGUUUUUCCAAAAUGCAUAACGUCAGGAUUUUCAUUCCAUCGUUCCGUUCAGAGGACAAUCCGAUUGAGAAAGGGUACACGGUCUUUAAAAUCGACGUGCUAAUGAAUGGCAGACAGCAUACAGUGAAGAAGCGCUACAGUGAAUUUCAUAAUCUCCAUAAAAUACUGAAGAAGAGUAUGACGCCUCCUGAGAUACCCUCUAAGCAUGUACGGAACUGGAUUCCCAAAGUUCUGGAGCAGAGAAGACAUGGUCUGGAACUAUAUCUACAGACUAUAAUUAUGGAGAAUGAAGUUCUCCCAAAGAUAUUCCUGGAUUUCCUCAACAUCCGCCACUUUCCCUCACUGACAAAAACAGAAAGUUGUGGGUCAUUUGAAACUGAAUCUGAAGAGGCAAGUAAACUGACCCACCAACCAGCAAUGCUCUACCAUAGAGACCCCUACAUGCUCCCAUCCUCCCAAGAUACAUUUUCAAAUGUUGUCGUAGAAGGAGUGAUACAUGGAAUAUUCUUCCCAGACCUUCAACCAAGGUAGAGUUACUGUUUGCCAGCUUGGAGGACUUACUAGUAACUCAUGAAGAGAAAGAGAAGAUUAAGAAAUUAACAGCUUGUAUGAGUCAAUUUUGUAAACAUUCUAAUAGUUGUGUGUUUAUGAUAUAAUAUUUUGUGGUUUGUUUCUGUGUUAAUGGAUAUCUUGAUAAUAUUUUAGAUGAAACGACUCAAAGAAAUGCAUUUUCUGAAUGAUUGUUAUUCAAAGAUGAACACUCAUGAUGUUAUGACAACAUUUAAGAUAACGCAUAUAUUCAGCCUCAUGGACCCACAGGCUGUAUCCAUCUACUAAUGGUCUUUCACUCAAAUUAAGGUGAGACCUUGGAAGUUUUACACAGUGAAAUAACAUUACUAGGUCAAACACUUAACUCUAAUAUAUUAGCUAUGAAUUAAUGAAGGGCAACCGAUCAAACAUUUCAAACAUGUGAUUAAAAAGCUGAAAUAUAAAAAGGGAAACUGAACAUGUACUGUCAGUGUAAUAAGAUGUCUUAUGUUGGUCUGCCUUAUCUCAACUUUGUGUGUGUCCCUUUCUAUUUUAAAGAAGAUCCAUGUGGUUCGUUGUUGCUCUUUUUGAACGUGGGACUGCUGCUGUAAACUUACAAGGCCAUUUACACGCCAGUCAGUUUUGAUCCAAUUUAAAGUGAUUGACGCUGUACAGAUCUAAACUCUUCGUGAUGCUGUAGUGUUCAGCAUAUGGUAAUGCUGUGUGUGUAAUUGAUAAGCCUCAUACACAGCUGAUGCUUUUUCGUAGUAAGUCCAGCUUAGUUGGUCUGACAUUACUUUGCGCUUGUCAUUCAUUAGACAAUUAUGGAUGGCUAAUAAUAUAGACACUCUGAAAGACAUGGUCUGGACUUUCUAUUGACUAGAAUUCUCUGCCAUCCUUGAUAUUUCUAUCCGAUGUGGUCUCUGAAUUGAGACCGUGUGAACAUUAAAACACUUAAAGCUAGAAUCCUUUAUUAAAACAGUGGUAAUCCUGCAUCUGUUUCAGUAAAAAGCUGAGGGAUAGGGCAGGAUAAAUGUUGCCACCAUCUUUGAUAUCAGCAUUCGUUUUAGCUAUAUUUUGAGGAUAGUUUGUUUACAUUUACAAACAUUGGAUUAAAACAAGCUUAUAUUUUGGGUUCUGAUGGGUAUGGCUGUCAGGCAUUUUUAAGUUGUAUUUUUCAAGAAUGAAUUGUUAUGUAAGGGAUAAACACCAACUUUCAGUACAUUACCUUGGAAAUAAUGGAUGAUGCAGUCCCUUCGAGGUUCAUUCUUCCAGGGUAAUGUACAGAACAGAGGUGUUUACUCCGCUUAUACCACAGUUGCCAAAGAAAACAAUACUAAAGCACACAUUUAUAGGUCAAAAAUAGCAUGUUUAUUUUCAUUUCGAUGUGUGAUUUCACCUGGUAAUAACUAAGGAUUCUAGCUUUAAAGUAGAGGAUUUUCCAUUUGUUAAAUGAGAAGUGAACUUGGGUUAGUUGAGCAGUCAUGUAUAGAACUGUCCACUUCAACUGAGAUAAAAUCAUGCCUGUGUUGACAAAUCCAGCUGUUUUUGUUUCUACUUUGUAUGUGUAUGUCUUGUACAGUAUGUAUCUUGUGCCAUGACACCCGAGUAAUGAUACUGUAGCACUUUACAGAUCACUGUGCUCUGCCUAAAGUAUCAUGAUUAAGACUGAUGGCAAUAAAGCAUGACAUUUCCUUAA